Molecule: messenger RNA, 525 nt
Organism: Ascoidea rubescens DSM 1968
Lineage: Eukaryota; Fungi; Ascomycota; Saccharomycetes; Ascoideales; Ascoideaceae
Exons: 1
Coding region: 130-456 (108 amino acids)
Source: RefSeq, a predicted model, not a curated record
AACAAUAAUAAUAAUAACAUUAACACCAAUUCAAUAACUAACAACAACUCCAAUAAUAUAAACUAUAACAAUAUAAUGAUAAUUAAUAACCAAAAUAUAAAUUCAAUUCAACACGGCGCCUCAAACAUUAUGAUGAACUCCAAUAAUAAUAUCAACGUUAAUGCCGCUACUAAUAACAAUUCAAAUAUAAACUCUAAUAACUUAUCCAAUAUAGGUGUUACACAUUUCAAAAAUAAUGACAUUAUGAUGAUGGGAAUUCCAGGCAAAAGCACAGAUCUACCGAUGCGUCUUUCAAAGAGUAACGGCUCAUUGUCUUCAAAGUACAAUUCCCAAUCUCACUUGCAAUCCCAAAUCUCCUCUCAAAAUCCAAAUCAAUUACAAUCACAGCAAAUUCAUAGAAGUAGUUAUAGUAUAAAAAAUUCCUAUCCACAUUCUAGGGUUAAAAACUGGGCAUGAUAAUUUGAUAUUAAUAUAAAUGUUAUAGUAUAGUUUAAAGUUAAUUCAAAGUAAAAAAAAUAAAAAAAG